UUUCACAUACAUCUAUGUUGUUUUCCUGUACUGUAGCAUUAUAUUACUUUCCCCUUCUUAUCUUAGUAGUAUCAUCACUGAAACACGGCGACACGAACUGAGACACUGCUGCUUCAUACAGCUGCUCUCCAAUUAGCUACAUAACGUUAAGCUAAGCCGGCUGGGCUAAGUGCGGUUAGUCAACGUUAGCUUUAGUUAGCUUGUGUCUGAACUACCGUGAAACAAAAUGUCUCUGAACACCGUUGUGGGGAUGUUGUCGAGCCUGCAGUCGUUCCAGACUGACAUCGGGACGGGGAUGGACAUAGUGACAGAUGUGGCUAUUGACCUGGUGGAAGCUCAGGAUGGAGAGGUUCAUCCUGGCAUCAAAGACAUGGAGGCCAUGAUUCUCGAGUGUGCCAAGCUGGACAGGGAGAUUAACUACUUUGUUGACGUUGUGAAGCAAGUCACAUCAGAGGUUGCUACGCAGCAGCCAGAGGCCAUGUUCAGCCUGUCUGACAAUGUGAAGGAGCAGUUUACUGAGAGAAUAGCCCGACUCUCUGACACUGAUCUGCGGAAUCACCAGAAAGUAGUUGCCUUCAAGGACAGCAUCAAGAACUCGCUCAACCAAGCCAACCGAGAGUCAGAAGAGAACAUGGAGGAGCUUGAUGAGGACAUUGCUGUUUCACAGAGCCAAGUUAACUUCACCUGUCCACUCACACAGGUGGAAAUGGUUAACCCGGUGAAGAAUAAGAAAUGCAACCACCACUAUGAUGAAGGAGCCAUACUGGUCUUGAUCAAAGCGAAACACAGCCAGAAAAAGAAAUGCCGCUGUCCUGUGGUGGGUUGCGGAAACACAGACAUUAACGAGUCAGACCUGAUUCCUGACCAGAUUCUGAGGAGAAGGAUCCAGAGCCACAAAAGACACGGCAACCGGACUUAGUACUCAAUAUUUUAAUUUGAGUAAUUUAUCAUAAAGCUCAUGCCUUGAUAAUUGUUAUUUGUACAUUACCAAAGGAAUAUUUUGUUGGCAGGACUUUCAGAUAAUUGUAUUCAUUAUCAAUGCACUGAAGUUGCUGACUUAUGUCUGCUGUUUACAUUUUUUAUUUUUUAAGCUCUGCUGUCUAGUUGAAUUUUAAUUUCAGACUAGUUUGCAUUUUAGAUCACUUUAGGGCACUCAGGUCUCAUCGAAUGUGAAUAAAGGCUGCAGAUAUUUGCAUAAAAUAACACCAUUUAACAUGUAUAUGUGAUUUAGGAGUGUAAAAAUGUAUUUCUGUCUACUUAAUGUAGUAAGCUGAAAGAACCACAAGAGGGCAGAACAUUUCAUCUCCAGGUACACAGGGAUUAUCAGUAUAGCAGUGACCUCCACUGGUGAUAAUGAAGCCAGAGAAGGCUGAUUUAGUCAAUCUAGACUUGAGACAUAAACAAACCAUCCUUUAACAUCUGUUGGAAUGCACUUAUCUGAUUUAAUUCCUCCCUUCCUGCAUGCUCUCAUUCACCAUUAAGGGUCUUUGCACCAAAGAGAAACAAACAAAGGCUGUGUUGAUGUGAAACUAGGUGAACCUAAUCUUUUAAGUACAUCUUUAAUUGCUCUUUUCCUACACAGAGUGCGUCACACAGCACUAAGAGCAUUUCACCAAUCAAGACAUUAACCGGCA
Molecule: messenger RNA, 1634 nt
Organism: Scomber japonicus (chub mackerel)
Lineage: Eukaryota; Metazoa; Chordata; Actinopteri; Scombriformes; Scombridae
Gene: nsmce2
Product: NSE2 (MMS21) homolog, SMC5-SMC6 complex SUMO ligase
Exons: 6
Coding region: 227-919 (230 amino acids)
Biological process (GO): double-strand break repair via homologous recombination; protein sumoylation
Cellular component (GO): nucleus; Smc5-Smc6 complex
Molecular function (GO): zinc ion binding; SUMO ligase activity
Source: RefSeq, a predicted model, not a curated record